Messenger RNA from Microplitis mediator, 1743 nucleotides. Its product is annotated as odorant receptor 33a-like. Gene Ontology annotation, molecular function: odorant binding; olfactory receptor activity. Gene Ontology annotation, cellular component: plasma membrane. The transcript has 5 exons. Lineage: Eukaryota; Metazoa; Arthropoda; Insecta; Hymenoptera; Braconidae. The coding region runs from base 51 to 1205 and encodes 384 amino acids. The record is from RefSeq and is a predicted model, not a curated record. Gene Ontology annotation, biological process: sensory perception of smell; detection of chemical stimulus involved in sensory perception of smell.
GGAAAAUUAACGGGGGACUCCAUACCCUCUCAGGGUUUGUCUUUUGAACAAUGCAAGUAUUGAAGUUUAACUUCUUUCUCCUCAGUCUCACAGGGGUCUGGAAACCGCGGGGGUGGAGUGGAACAAGAGCUGUUUUCUAUAACAUUUACCAAGUUUUUGUAAUAAUUGUCAAUCUAACAUUCAUAUUAUCCAACCUUAUGGACCUUAAGUUAGAAAACUUCAAUCUGGAGGCCUUCGCCGACAGCCUGUCAUUAGUCUUCGCAUUGUCCAUCGUCCAAAAAAAGAUAAACUGCGUAAUUGAGAAUCGGACGAGCAUCACACACUUCAUCGACUCGCUCUACAAAAGUCCCUUCAAAUUUCGAGAUCAUCAAGAAGAACUAAUUUUCUCCCAAUUCGACAAAUUUGCCAGAUCUGUAUUCACAAGCUACGUACUCGCACAUACUGGCUUCCUAUCGAUAUAUUCCUUAGGCCGUAUGACUUUGAUGGAUCCACCCCGCACUCUUCCUUACAAUGGUUGGUUCCCGUACAAUUACACGUGCACCCCUAAAUCCUACUGGAUGACGGCUGGCUUUCAGUUCUACGCAGUAUUUAGUCUAGGGUUCAUCGACUUGCUACUAGACCUGUUACUGCCCUGCAUAAUGUGUUACAUAUGCGGGCACAUUCACAUUCUGCGUUACAGAUUUCAAAUUAUGACAGAAAAAUUGCUAAUCAUGUCAGAAAGUAGCAAAUCACAAAAAGAAAUUAUUAAUGCUGAGCGCAAAAUGAUGCCCGAGUGGGUUGAAUAUCACAUCGAUAUUCUGUGUUUAGUUAAAUUUGCCAAUGAAAUAUUUUCGAGCGUUAUAUUCAUACAGUUCACUUCAAGCUCGCUACUUCUGUGUAUAAUCGCGUACUUGCUAGCACACACGGAACCGACGACAAUUAAUUUUGCGGGAAAUUUGGGAUUCUUUUUUUCGAUGGUAAUUCAAAUAUUGUUGCCGUGUUAUUGCGCUGAUAAAUUGACUUUCGAGUUUUUAAAUAUAUCUACAGGAAUAUAUGACACAAACUGGCACCACUUGAGCAACAAUAUCCGAAGAUCGGUAGUUGUUAUUAUCCAAAAAACCCACCGACCUGUUAUGAUAACAAGCGGCUAUUUCGUUAUUUUAUCCCUUGAGUCUUUCAUCAAGGUCGUUAAACUUGCGUACACUAUUUAUAAUGUGCUAGAGUAAAUUGUUAAAUAUUAGUAGGCAUUGUUAAUAUUUUAACGACAAUUUUGCUCGACUCAUAAUGCGAAGCAUUAGAGAGUGCUUUCCGAUCGAAAAUUUUGUUGAACUAGUGACGAUUAAUAAAUAUAUAUAUUUAUUUAGAAAACUAUUAGUCUUGAGAUUUUUAUUUCGAUAAAUCGCCUCAAAAAAACUGAAAUGAGGAAAAAAUAGACCCAAUGUAAAUUUUUAGAAUAUUUCAUUGAAAUCUAUUGCGUUUGUCUUCCUGGUGGAAUUUUCAAAGAAUUUUCCCAUAGUCUAUUAUAAUUCGUCGAGUAGGGUCCAAAAAAACAUUGACUUAAGAAUUUAUAUAUAUAUAUAUGACCCUGCAGACCAGCCCCGAAAUUUCUCGCUGUUUUCGAGCUCAAGGAUCCGAAUUCCGAAAAUUUGAAAUUUUUUUGGCGGGAAGUUUAAAAAUCCAACGGGGUAUAUUCAAAAACAUUUUUUUUAUUUUUCACAGUUAAGGGUUGACUUUAGAGGUUUUUCCGGUCAAUUUAUAUGAAUG